Nasonia vitripennis (jewel wasp) is the source of this 3492-nucleotide messenger RNA. It is a transcript of the gene RpI135, whose product is annotated as DNA-directed RNA polymerase I subunit RPA2. Bases 93 to 3461 code for a protein of 1122 amino acids. Gene Ontology annotation, cellular component: RNA polymerase I complex; nucleus. The record is from RefSeq and is a predicted model, not a curated record. The transcript is spliced from 14 exons. Gene Ontology annotation, biological process: DNA-templated transcription. Gene Ontology annotation, molecular function: DNA-directed RNA polymerase activity; DNA binding; ribonucleoside binding. Lineage: Eukaryota; Metazoa; Arthropoda; Insecta; Hymenoptera; Pteromalidae.
GACUUGGUUGAAACUUGAAAACAGUAGCACGUGUUUUCGCCGUGCAGACUGCGGGAACCCACUAAUAUUUAUGAAGUUUAAAAGGAAUCAAAAUGUUGAUAGAACCGAAGUUGACAAAUACGGCGCCGGAUUUCGGUCAACCGGCUGCUAAACAGAACCCUCUUCUACAAAGAUUAGGAGCUCCGCACAUCGAUUCGUUCAAUUAUGCAUUGGGUCAAGGUCUCACAGAGGCGAUAGACAAUUUGCUUCCGGUGUAUCUGACACUUGCUAGCGGAGAUAGGAUAGAAUUGAGGAUUGAAGAUGUUACCAUCAACCACCCAACCGUUCCCAGUGGGACAAUCGGUGUUAAGAAUCACAAAAUAUAUCCUACCGAGUGUCGACAAAGAGCUGCUACUUAUAAGGGUAAGAUCAAUGCUAAGAUUGGCUGGUCCAUCAAUGGAAGAAAGCAAGAGACAGUGGAGAGAAGCUUGGGAGAAGUACCUAUUAUGGUCAAAUCCAAUAAGUGUCAUUUGAACAAUAUGAAACCAGCACAAUUGGUUGCUGUUAAAGAACAUGAACAGGAAUGGGGUGGAUACUUUAUUAUUAAAGGACAUGAACGUCUUAUAAGAAUGCUACUUAUGACUAGGAGAAAUUAUCCUAUUGCUAUUAAAAGAUCUGGUUGGAAACAAAGAGGUGAUCAAUUCAGUGAUUUGGGUAUUUUGCUGAGAUGUGUCAGGGAUGACAAUACAGCAACAAACAAUUCUUUGCACUAUGUAACAGAUGGCUCAGCCAAACUGAUGUUCACACACAGAAAAGUACUUUAUUAUGUGCCUUUAAUUUUAAUGCUAAAGUGUUUGAUGAAUGUUUCUGACAAGUACAUUUACAAUGCAUUAACUGCUGGUUGUGAUGAUGAUGUGUACUACAAAAAUUGUGUCUUGAAUAUGAUGAGAACUGUUCAUGAAAAGGAUUUGCAUUCGCACGAGCAGUGCAAAGCAUAUAUUGGAAAAAUGUUUAGGAUAAAAUUUUAUGAACUUCCUGUCAAUGCCACGGAUAUAGAAGUUUGCGAUUUCAUAAUUAAGUACUGUAUAGCGAUUCAUCUUGAUGAUCCUGCAGAUAAGUUUCAUUUACUUUGUUUUAUGACAAAGAAACUUUUUGCACUAGCUGAUAACAAAUGUGCUGUAGAAGGUGCUGAUGCUGUUAUGGUUCAAGAAUGUUUGCUGGGUGGUCAUUUAUAUUUACAAGUUAUCAAAGAGAAAUUGUAUUCAUGGCUUAUGGGUUUGAGAUCGGUCAUUGUAAGAAGAGCAAAGAAUGUGGGAAAUAACUUCACAUUGAACGUUCAGGAAAUGUUGAAUGCACUGAAAAGCUGUGGUACUUUUGACUCCCAAAUGGAGAACUUCUUAGCCACUGGUAAUGUAAGAUCACAAACUGGCUUAGGUCUUAUGCAAAGUACAGGUUUAUCUAUAGUUGCCGAAAAUAUCAAUCGAAUGCGUUAUAUGAGUCACUUUAGAGCGAUACACAGAGGUUCUUUUUUUCAAGAAAUGAGAACUACUGAAGCUAGGCAGUUGCUACCAGAUGCUUGGGGUUUCAUUUGUCCUGUACAUACACCUGAUGGUGCUCCAUGUGGUCUUCUCAAUCACUUAACAAUGAACUGCAUUGUAACAAAGCAUCCAGAUCCCAAAUUAAAAAAUGCCAUACCAACCAUUCUACUGGAUUUGGGAAUGUUACCUAUGUCAAUUGCCGAUGACUGGAAAAACUCUUAUACAGUUGUCUUAGACGGCCGUGUAAUAGGUUUAAUUGAAGACAACAUUGUUGGCAGAGUAGUGGACAAAUUGCGGGUUUUAAAAAUAAAUGAAAAAGUGCCACCAACGAUGGAAAUAGUUUUGGUGCCAAAGAAAAACGUGCCAUCUCAGUAUCCCGGUGUUUUCCUUUUUACGGGGCCUACACGUAUGAUGAGACCCGUGAAGAACUUGUCUGUGAAUAAGACGGAACUUAUAGGCACCUUUGAACAAGUUUAUUUAAAUAUUUGCGUCACCGCAGAGGAAGCUGACGAAGGACUGACUACCCAUCAAGAGCUUUCUAAAACGACCUUUCUCAGCAAUUUAGCCUGUCUUAUUCCAAUGCCAGACUGCAACCAAAGUCCUCGAAAUAUGUACCAAUGUCAGAUGGGUAAGCAAACUAUGGGUACUCCCUGUCUAACUUGGCAACAGCAAGCAGAAACAAAAUUGUACAGACUACAAACGCCAUCGACGCCUCUUUUCCGACCGGUGCAUCACGACAACAUUAAUCUUGACGAAUUCGCCAUGGGCACAAACGCAAUUGUCGCUGUUAUUUCUUAUACUGGCUAUGACAUGGAAGAUGCUAUGAUCAUCAACAAGUCAGCUUAUGAACGAGGUUUUGCUCACGGUAUGAUAUAUAAGUCGGAGUUCAUAGAAUUGAAAGAACAAAGCGACUACUUUGCUAGAGAUCCCAAUAGAGCUGACCUAGUUGAUAAAUUGGAUAGUGACGGUUUACCAAAUCCGGGUACAAUCCUGCAAGAAGGAGAUCCCUACUACAGUUAUUAUCAAGUAGAUCACAAAACAUUCCUAAUAGGAAAAUACAAGGGAAAAGAGGCGGCUUUCGUAGACAACAUAAAGCUUUGUGGAUCUUUACAAAGUAGCACUAAGGGUAAAGUGUGCAUAACUUUACGUAUUUCUCGUAAUCCGAGUGUCGGUGACAAAUUUGCCUCUCGAGCAGGUCAAAAGGGUAUUUGUUCGCAAAAGUGGCCAGCAGAAGAUCUGCCGUUCACAGAGACUGGUCUCAUCCCAGAUAUCGUGUUCAAUCCUCACGGUUUUCCCAGUCGGAUGACAAUUGCUAUGAUGAUCGAAGUUAUGGCUGGAAAGUCGGGUGCGGUUCAUGGUUUGGUACACGAUGCGACUCCGUUUAGGUUUUCUGAAAAUGACACUGCGGUUGAGUAUUUCGGAAAGCUGCUGGAGCAAGGUGGUUAUAAUUAUUAUGGGACAGAAAGAAUUUAUUCCGGCAUAGACGGGCGCGAGAUGACGGCUGAUAUAUUUUUUGGUGUGGUACAUUACCAAAGACUGCGUCACAUGGUUUCCGAUAAGUGGCAGGUGAGAAGCACAGGACCGAUAGACGUUCUGACCAGGCAACCUAUUAAGGGUAGACGCAGAGGUGGUGGUGUUAGGUUUGGUGAGAUGGAACGUGACUCUUUAAUAUCACACGGAUGCUCUUUCUUACUUCAAGAUCGACUAUUUCACUGUUCUGACAAAACAACGACACUUGUAUGUAAGAAAUGCGGUACUUUACUUGGACCUGUUAUGGAAUUAGCAAUAAACAAAGCUGGCCCUGGAGAAAGAAGAAUGAGGUGUAGAUUAUGCGGGGAUGACGGAGUACUAGGCGAAGUCGAUGUACCAUAUAUCUUCAGAUAUCUGGUAACUCAACUUGCAUCUUGUAAUAUUAAUGUAAAAAUUGCCUUUAAUCAGAAAUGAUUAUUAAAAAAAUUUCUCUGUUCAAAAGAAC